Molecule: messenger RNA, 5775 nt
Organism: Eimeria acervulina
Lineage: Eukaryota; Apicomplexa; Conoidasida; Eucoccidiorida; Eimeriidae
Product: ATP-dependent RNA helicase, putative
Exons: 18
Coding region: 1-5775 (1924 amino acids)
Molecular function (GO): nucleic acid binding; ATP binding; RNA helicase activity
Source: RefSeq, a predicted model, not a curated record
AUGCCGUCCUCUGACGUCAGCCGCGCCUCCAGCCGGCACAGCCAGUCCGCAACGCGGCACCGACACAGCAGCAGAAGCCCCGAAAACAGAAACGCCAGAGAGGCGGGACACAGUGAAGCCCCCCGCAAAGAAAGCAGAGACAGCCACCGCUCCAGUGGGAGCAGCCACCCCAAAGAUGCAGACAGAAGCAGAUGCACAGGUAGAGAGUCGGACGAGGGAAGAGAGCUUCGAGACCGGUCUCACUCCAGUCGAAAACCAGUUGGCCGCAUGCGCGGAUGGGGCGACGGCGACGGCAGCAGCAGCAGUAGCAGCAGCAGCAGUAGUAGUAGUAGUAGUGCCAGUGGCCGCAGUGGAGUGAAAAACAGUGCCCGUGUUUCGGAAAGGGCAAGGGAAACAAGAGAAGACAGCCGCCGAAUCAGCAGCAGCAACCGGUCGCGCUCGAGAGACAGAAAUUCAGAAGGACGGGCGCCCAGUAGUGCGAAGCAGCGCAGCAGAAGCAGCAGCAGGCAUCGUGAGGACUUCAGCAGCAGCAGACAUCGUGAGGACGUCAGUAGCAGCAGACAUCGUGAGGACGUCAGCAGCAGCAGACAUCGUGAGGACGUCAGCAGCAGCAGACAUCGUGAGGACGUCAGCAGCAACAGGCACCGGGAAGAGGAGAGAAGUCGGCCUUCUUCCCGCACCGACGGCCGGAAAACCGACAGCAGCAAAACGCGCCAUAGCCCUCCGCGCAGCACCACGAGCAGCAGCAGCAGCAGUAGUUCCAGAAGCAGCAGCAGCUCCAGCAGCAGCAGCAGCCGGCGCAGCGAGAAAGAGGAUUCGCGACGCAGGGACUCCCCUGCCGCUGACCGCCAAGAGGAUGCUGAAGUAGCCCGCAGGGAACGCCCUAAGGACGAAUUGUCUCCUAAGCAGCCACAGCAGCAGCAACAACAGAAGCACGCGGGAAGACGGGAAUCUGCUUCUUCUGAGGCCUUAAACGGGGUGGUGCCUGUAAAACGCAGCCUUUCACCAUCGCAGAGCAACAGCAGUAGCCUGAAGGACGAUAAUGGUGCAGUUGCUGCUGCACCAAAGGUGAGCGAGACUGUUGAUGGAAAGCAAGAAGCUGCUGCCGCAGGGGGCAGCAAGAACAGCAGCAGUGAUAAGACAAGCCGCCUAGAGCGGUUCAGAGCCCUCAAGAGGCAGAAGCAACUGCCGGAAAAGGUCGCGUUGAGUGAAAAUACUUCUGAGAAGGAGAGUACCACAACACCGCCAGCAGCAGGCAGCAGUAGCAGCAGUAACGCAUUCAAAGAUUGGCUUCCCCCUACCCCGAACGUGAAGUUCUCCGUCGGAGGCUCCAGCAGCAACAAAGCAGCAACACCUAGCGCUUCCAGUGCUGGGGUAACUGCCACGUCCACGUCCGCAGCAGCAGCUGCUGCUGCUGUUGCUACUGCGCAAGCCGUUGCUUCUGCUGCACUCGCAGCUGCCAAUCUCGCUUCCGCGUGUGCUGCUACUGUCUGUGCUGCGGUAGAAAAAGAGCCGCAGCAGCAGGCGUCGGAGGGCGCCAAAGAAGCAGCGCAGGUGCAGGAUCAGCAUGCAGGCGCGUCUCCUGCUGCAGCAGAAGCAGCAAAUUCCGACAAGGCGUCAACGAGUCCUCCUGCUGCGUCUGAUGGGGGCAAGGGGACGAUGAAACCCCCAAAGCCAAUGUCUCGCAACCGUCUGAAGAAGCACCAGCAAGCGUUGCUGCUGAAGCAGCUGCAGAACAAGACAUCUGAGGCUGGCCCAGAAGCCAAGGGAGAUGCAGAUUUGUUGGAUGCCUUUAUGUCUGCUCUCGAGACGGAGGCGAAGGACGAGCUGAGUGCAGCCAAGGCUGAGGGAGCAGGUGAAGUGGAAGCCCUGGGGUGUAUCUCCAGCCGCAGCACAGAUCCACCGCGGCCCCAAAGCAUUUCGUUGGAGGAGAUCAGCAGGUGGCAGGAGGUUGAAGCUGAGUACCUUCCGCCAGGCGCGGUGGCAAAACCAGCAGCUCCUGCAGUUGCUGCAGCAGAUGCUUCUGCUGCAGCUGCAGCACCUGUGCCUGCAGAAUCUGCUGUCGCCACCAAAGUUGAAGGUGCAACGGAGGGAACGCUCGACGAUUCUGCUGCUGCUGCCUCUCCUCCAGUGUCGGAUGUUCCCCGAGUCAAAUGCGAGCCAGAAGCAGGAGCAGCAGAUGUUCCUGCCCCGACAGCUGCUGAAGCAGCUGCAGCCGGGCCAGUAGCGGCUGCGGUUCCAGCUCCUGCCGCUGCUAUUGCGGCUUCCUCGACGAGCCCAGCUGGGCUUGACGGCGUCAAGAGUGAAGGUGGAGAGUCACGAGCAGCAGCGGCAACAACGACAGCGGAUGAGGUUGACCCCGAGGAAGCGAAAUAUCACGAGCUAUUCCUGGAGACCCUGCGAAAAGGCCGCCUCAAAGGGCAAUCUGGUCCAGGGGACGGUGGCUCUGGCGAAGGUAAGGGAAAGGCUUCAAAUGAAGACGAAGUUGAAGAGGAAGAAGUGCUUCUCUACUCGGAUCACGAGGAAGAGGAGGAAGAAGCUGCACAGGCAGCCGAAGCCGCUGCAGGGACAGGAGAAGGUGCUGCUUCAGGACAGGGGAAGAAAGAUGACGACAACGAACAACAAGCCAAGGAGCAGCUCGCGAACCUGUCUUACUUCGACUUAGUGAAGCGCGUUGGACUUAAAAAGGAACUGCCCCUUGUUGACCAUGCCUCAUGCAAGUUUCCUCCAAUUAAGAAGAACCUAUAUGUGCAGGUGAAGGAGCUCACAGACUUGAAGGACCACGAAGUGGAAGCGAUCCGAAAGACGAACGGAAACAUCAAAGUUCGUGGGAAGCAGUGUCCUCGUCCUGUCAGUUCCUUCCACCAAUGUGGUUUACCAGAAAAGAUCCUUAGACAUCUAGAACUGCGUGGGUUUGAAAAGCCAUUUCCGGUUCAAAGCCAGUGCAUUCCCAUCUUGAUGUGUGGGCGAGACCUCAUCGCUGUGGCCGAGACAGGCAGUGGCAAGACCUUGGCCUACACGUUGCCUCUUGUGCGUCACGUAUUGAGCGUUAAAAGGCAAUAUAAGGAGUACCUCGCUAAGCAGAAGGAGGAGAAGCUGCUGAGUUUGCAGCAACAGGAAGAAAACCGCCAGCAGCAAGGUGCAGCGGAAGGACAAGCUGACGCCGCGGCCCCCAGCGCGGAUAAUGCUUCAGAACCCAAGGAAAAACGGAGUGGGAAGCAACAAGCUGGAGAUAAUGAAGAUAAGGACAGAUACCGGAAGAACGAAAAGGGUGAAAGGAUGUUGAUUUAUGGAAAUUUCAAGGAGGGAAUGAUUGGCCUGGUCAUUGCCCCAACUCGGGAGUUGUCGCUUCAAAUAUCAAAAGAGGUUUCUCGUUUAUGCAAGCUGGUGGACUUGAACGUUGCUUCCCUCUAUGGAGGGGCGGGCAUCGGGGGCCAACUGGGGCAAGUACGGCGAGGGGUAGAUGUCGUAGUAGGAACGCCAGGGAGGCUAAUUGAUGUUCUGACUCUCAACUCCUGCAAAUUCACAAGCCUUAAGCGCGUGACCUUCGUAGUGCUUGACGAGGCCGACCGGAUGUUUGAUUACGGAUUCGAGCCGCAGAUCUCUUCCAUCCUGAGGAGCACUCGCCUUGAUAGACAGACUUGUCUCUUCUCUGCAACUUUCCCUUCCCACAUUGAAUCUCUGGCUCGGCGUAUCCUUUACAAGCCGAUUGAAGUUGUCGUUGGUGAGAAGGGCCGAACAGCUGCAAAGGUGCAGCAGUACGUGGAAGUGAUGGACGAAGAACGCAAGUUCUACAGAUUACUGCAACUCUUAGGGGAUUGGCAAGACUAUGGUUCAAUCAUUAUCUUCGUAAACAAGCAGAUAGAAGCCGAUGAGCUGUUUGCUGAGCUUUUGAAGUACGGCUAUCAGGCGCUUGUGCUUCAUGGGGGCCAAGACCAGACGGACCGCGAGUUUACGAUUCAAGAGUUUAAAGAUGGCACGAAGACGCUCUUGAUUGCAACGAGUGUAGCAGCGCGUGGGCUCGACGUUCCGUCGGUCGUCCUCGUUAUCAACUUUUGCUGUCCUUCGCACAUUGAAGAUUAUGUCCACCGCAUCGGCAGGACAGGGAGGGCGGGAAAUAUUGGGGUUUCAUACACGUUCAUUACCCCUCAAGAGGCAGACAAAGCAGAAGAGCUUGAAGGGGCAUUGAUUCAGUCUGGUCAAACUGUCCCUCCGGCUCUGGCGGCGCUCAGUUCGGAGUUCCGCGUUCAGUGCAACAUGGGAUUGGCGCAAAAGACGAAGAGGGGCGGCUUUGGAGGGAAGGGAUUUACAUUUUCCAUUACGGAGAAAAGUCGCCAACAGCAGCAGAUGCAGCAAGCCAAGAAAGAACUGUCUGGGGCCAAUGACUUUGAUGAAGUUGAGGAGGUUGAAUUGCUGCUCCAGCGAGAUGACUUUUUGCCCCCAACUCCUAAUAACUCCCAGCUGGCGCUUACCAACACCAUGUCUCCAAUGGAUGCAGCGAUGGCAGCAGCUGCAGCUGCCGCGGCAGCAAAAGGUGGCAGCGCCUCAGCGACGUCGGGAUCGCUGCAAUCAGCAGUGGAGGCUGCUGCUGCAAAGGCGGCUUUACUGGCAAAGCAUCAACUGGCUGGAGGUGACACCGUCACACAGCCGACGAGUUCCACAGAAGGUGUGGCGCGCGUCAAGCUUAUAGCAAAAAUACUGAAGUUGCAGGACGCUGAGCUUGCGAAACGACCACCAUCCACUCCUCCGGCUCCACCACCAGGUCUACCACCACCUGGGAGUGAAAAGACAAAACUGACGGAGGACCAGCAGGUAGCGAAAUUCUCCAUCCAUAUGGAAAUUACUGCAACCAGUGUUUUGUGCUGUUCCCAUUUGGGGGAGGUGUUGUGGGUGUGCUUGUCGUUGCUUGCCAUCCCGGAAUCCAGAAGUGGCAGCGUUCCAGUAGUGCUAGAGCGGCCCAGGCGGCCGCAUCUACUUUUAGACGUUCUUGCAUGGAUAUCGGCAGCUCUCGUUUUUCCCGGCGCCGCGCGACUGUGGUUGCAGGUGGACUUCAUGCUCCAGCAGGCACUGAAAGGUCUUCCAGAGGCAGACCGAGGGCAAUACAAGGACAAGUUGCGUGAAGCGUACAAGAAGCACUUAUCACCUCGCCCCAAAGUUCAACAAAAAGCAGCGCCGGGCAUGCAGCUGGCGUUGGCUAGUUCCGUCACAGGCCAAGCGCUGCCAAAAGAGAAGGACCCUUUUAUGGAUGCGGCGGCGGAAGCCUUAGCUAUUCUCAAGCAAGGCACCACAGCAAGCUCUGGUCAACUCCAAGCAGCUCUUGACAAGAUAAAGGCGUUCUCUGAUUCGGCCGAGCUAGCGGCAGCCAUCAGUAGCGUCUCGGCGCCUUCGAACCCGACUCUUGGCAAGGUGCCUGGACUUUCUGAAAAGGGAUUCGUCUGUCCUGAGACAGGCAAUUUCGUUGAUGAGCUCGAAAUUAACGACUACCCGCAGGUGGCCCGGUACAAAAUUACCCAGAAGGAACUGAUGUCACGCAUCAUGGAAGAAACGGGAGCUGUGUUGUAUGUAAAAGGCCAGCACGUGGAACCGGCGCUUAAACACCGCACGCAGCUAGCACCGGGCGUGAAGUUUUUACACGUAGAAAUCAUUGCCCCGACACCGAUUCAAGUUCAGAGAGCCAGGCAUGCAGUGUACGAGCUGGUGGAAUCCAUCGCGCUGAAGUCACUGAAUCUGACGAGCAGCCAGCGUCAAGCGGUGGGGCGCUAUUCCGUUGUCUAG